AUGCCCACCAGCCCGAGGAUAGAAACGGCACUUGAUGAUGUCGACGCGCGCACGUCGGCUCUGUGGCGCGAGCUCGUGGACACCAGUGUCGAGUGCGAGCUAUGCAACGAGCCAUACAACGACGACAAUGCGGACGAUGCCGGCCACAUCCCGCGCCUCUUGACGUGCGGCCACACUUACUGCCAGAGCUGUUUGGAUGACUGGGCGACGGCAAAUACUCGUCUGGCUGACGCUUUGGGUGAAGAAAUGGCCGUGGAAUGUCCAACCUGUCGCCGCGUCACGCGUUUGAACCGGGCGAUAGGCGCACAGGCGCUUCCUAAGAACUUUGAGCUCGUGCGCGCCCGUCAGGAGAUGGAAGCGCGGUCUCAGAUUCACUUGGUUCAACUCAAGCAGGAGUGGGCGAUUCAAGUGAAGGAGAAAGAGCUCUUGGCUAAAGAAGCACAGGAACAUGCUCGGACGGCCCAGCGGGAGAGUGUGCAGGCUUCCCAGCGUGCCUUGUUUCUGGCCAAGCAGGUGCAGAUCAAUGAGCAAGAGAAGAAAGAGGCACAGGAUCUGGCCGAAGAAGCGAGACGCCGCGCGCUGCUCGCGUCGCAGCAAGCGGCAGUGCUGCAGGCAGAGACUGAGAAUUUGAAACGGCAGCUUGAGGUGGAUGCUGCGCAGCUUGCUCGCAUGCAACAUGAUGCCUCGAGUGCUGCAGCUGUGGCCAAAGAGUUGACGUCGAAAGCGGAGCAGCUGCAACAGCAAGUAGACUGUGUUCGUGCUCAGCUUUCGCUGCAUGCCGGUCGUCAUGACCCUGGAAAGUUGGUUGUACUAGUGUGCGAACCGACGACCGUGGGCUCGUGGAUGAUGCCAUAUACGAGAUACGCUGUAAUCUGCAUUGCUAGUGACACGACGAAGGGCGAUCAGUCCAUUGACCCGUACCAAGCUGCGAAAACUUGGACACGCCUUCACCAAGUUGAAGAACCCAGCUCGUCUGUCAAAGUGUACCGCCGCUACAGCGAUUUUGUCUGGCUGCAUGGCGAAUUGCAGCGUCAGUAUCCGUUUAAGCUGGUACCCUGCGUGCCGGGAAAGCAGCUCUUCUUCAACAAAGAUAAGGAGUUUGUUGGUGAACGCAUGCGUUUACUGCAAGCCUUUUUGCGCGGUGUGCUUCGGCAGCCGCUGUUUGCCGUGACAGAAGAAGUGCGCGCUUUCUUGCUAUCGACCACGGAAGAACUCGAAAGUCUUCGGCGCGCUACUUCUACUUAUUACGGCGGAUUGGAGGAUGACGACCUGCUGUCGUUGGACGAAUGUUCACCCUGCGACGACGUGGAGUCCCGAAGCUCAUCAUCCCCGCGAGCUAGUUAUGCCCCCGCAUCGUCCACCAACACUACACUCAGCAUGCACAGCAGCACUUGGAGUGCGUGGAGUGCUGUGUCGGCCAUUACUUCAAGCGCUGCAAAGCUUGUCACGACAACAGGUACGGCUCUUACUGGUAUGGGCUCGAAAACCGGUCCAGCGAGUCUUCCUACAGAUUGCGAACUCGAGUUGUCGAGGAGUUUUACCGAGGCAGAAGGAGAUAACGCAGCGACUCGCUCGUGCAUCGAGCGUCGUCGAAAAUAUAUUGACGUGACAAGGUCAUACCAAUCAACGGCACAAAAGGGAAGUCAACUGUCACGGGCUUCGCGUCAGCAGUCGCACCAUUUACACCGCAUGUGUGAACUACUUCAUGACAUGAACCAGCUUGAUCAAGGUCAUGCGCAGCGCCGCCGAGAGAGACUUGCAGCGUCGAAGGAUGUAAGGUCUCAUCAGGUUGACGAAGAUGACGAUAUGGAAACACGAGCUUUUGGCGAUCGAGCAUCUGAUGUCUUUAGUGCCAUCUCUUUGAACACGAAGAACGAUGCUGACUGCAUGGAGUAUGCACUGUUGGAGAUCAUGCGGAUGCAGACGCUGGAGUUGGGAGGCAUUGAGGAUGCUUUUGGGCGCGUACGCCGUCGUGAGGAGGCGCUGCAAAUGCAGCAGCAAUUGACCCCACCAUCCAGCAGUCCCAGAACAGUCAACCACUCGAGUGACUAUGGAGUUUCACUCUCUGCCGUAUCUCUUAAACGCGACGAGCUGGCUACACAUAGGCGCGAACUGAAUGAAAAGGUUGCAGGUCUGGACCCUGGUCGCUCGCUUUUCGUGCUGGAUGUGCUUUGCAAAAACACCAGCGAGAUGUACAAGCUUGCAAAGACCAAGCGCAAGCUGUUUCAGGCCUCGCAGCAGCAACUGAUUGGUGUGAGGCGUUAG
This is a messenger RNA of Peronospora matthiolae, 2265 nucleotides long. The record is from the annotation of a GenBank genome assembly. NCBI's taxonomy places the organism in Eukaryota, Oomycota, Peronosporomycetes, Peronosporales, Peronosporaceae.